Prorocentrum cordatum is the source of this 1899-nucleotide messenger RNA. The record is from the annotation of a GenBank genome assembly. Lineage: Eukaryota; Dinophyceae; Prorocentrales; Prorocentraceae.
AUGAUAAGGACAAGGACAAGAAGGAGGGCGAGGAAAGCGGCGACCAGAAGAUGCAGGAGCCGGCUUGCACAUCUGGCGGGUGGGUUGGUCGCCGAAGAAGCGGGCGUGGUGCUGCGCGCACGAGGGCCGCGGCUGCGGGGAGUUCGCCCCCGACUGCCAGAACGCCACCCCGCCGGAGUGGUCGGAGGAGCCUCGGGCGGGUCCUGUCACCACGAAAGGCGAGGGUGCAAUGCGACAUCGACGACCACAGGACAUCCUACAGGGGCGUCGACAACUGCGGCGUCGCCGCUGUUCGACUGCAACGACGGCGCUGCAGAGUCGUGGACAGUCAAGAAGCACAGCUGGUGUUGCGAGAAUCUAGACAUUGAGUGCAACACGUCCCCCCAGAGACCAUUCGACUGCAGAGUGGGGUAUGCCAAUUGGGAGAGCGCUUGGUCUGCGCGGAUGAAGCGGUGGUGUUGCGAGCACGAGUCUCGCGGAUGCCUUAGCACACCUGUUGAGGACACCCCUGCAAGUUUCAAUGCCACCGUCAUGAUCACUGCGUCUGUCAAUACCACAACGAGCAGCGCCACCGCCACGACGGGCACUCACACCGCCACCUUCGCGCCUACCACUGCCACUACCACAAGUGAAAGCAAUACCAGCACCACUACCACCGUCACCACAAUUACCACCUUUGUUGCCUCAGCCAUUGCCACAACCACCAUUCUUUUUGCCACUACAAUUCCUUCCACUGCCGCGACCACUGCCUUCACACGCGCCAAUGCAACAUACGACUGCGAGGCUGACCGCGACAACCAGGAUGGUACGUGGUCCGCCUCGAAGAAAGAGUGGUGCUCGCGAUGGGGGCACUCAAUUACGCCCUUCGAUUGCACCGCAGGGCUUUUGAAUUGGAAUGCCAGCUGGUCCAAAGAAAAGAAGGGGUGGUGCUGCGCGCACGAGAACCGAGGAUGUCCAAGCCCAGGGUCGCCCUCCUCGCAGCAGUUAUUCGAUUGCAGCAAGGACAUCUCGCACUGGAGUUCCAGCUGGCCGUUCGUGAAGAAGGUGUGGUGCUGCGUCAACCAGAGACUUGGAUGCCCCUCAAACAUCGAUGUAUCGGCCACAACACCAGUACCAUCUGCACCGGCCGCCUUACCCGCCCACGUAGCCGUCCAGAGACCCUCAGCACCUGUCGCAGUUGAUACUUCGUCUGUGUACCCUAAACCUUUUGACUGCGAUCUCCAUUACGACAACUGGCAGGAGGCCUGGACAGUGGGCCAGCAGAUCUGGUGCUGCCUCGAUCAGAACCGCGGCUGCUCAGAACAGCGGUCAUCGGUGAGAGCGACGACCUCUUUAGUAGAGGUCUCUUCAGCGACAUCUACGACAAGCAGCGAGUACAAUUGCCAGGCUGGCCUGGAUUUGUGGGAGGAGCACUGGACGGGGCUCCAGAAAGAGUGGUGCUGCCAGAGUGCGGGGCUCGGCUGUGAGGAUGCGCCGUACGACUGCGAGGUGGGACAGGCGCGGUGGGAAGAGACAUGGACGCGUCCCAAGAUAGAGUGGUGCUGCAGGCAUGUGGGCGUCACCUGCGUCUCCUCGAGGCCGAGCGGGGAGCCCCUGGAUUGUCGCAUGGGGAGCAGUUCCGAGCAGGCCCAGUGGAGCUCCGAGAAGAGCCAGUUCUGCUGCCAGUCGGAGGGGCUCGGCUGCUCGAACUUGCAAGCGGCGGAGAGGCUGUUCGGCACCACCCAGGGCCCCAUGCAGUCCGAUAGCGUGCCCGAGCGGCUCGGCCUCUGUUCGAUGGUCCCGCUGGCGAUGCUGGUGGCGCACGCUGGCCUCGCGCUGCGGCGCCGCAUGGCGAGGCCGCGGGCGGGCUACGCCGAGAUGCUCGCCGACCCCGCGCUCGCGAGGGGGCUGCAGGCGUGA